This is a messenger RNA of Lepisosteus oculatus (spotted gar), 2477 nucleotides long. RefSeq names its product WEE2 oocyte meiosis inhibiting kinase (gene wee2). Gene Ontology annotation, cellular component: cytoplasm; nucleus. Lineage: Eukaryota; Metazoa; Chordata; Actinopteri; Semionotiformes; Lepisosteidae. Gene Ontology annotation, biological process: mitotic cell cycle; regulation of meiosis I; negative regulation of G2/MI transition of meiotic cell cycle. The record is from RefSeq and is a predicted model, not a curated record. Gene Ontology annotation, molecular function: non-membrane spanning protein tyrosine kinase activity; ATP binding; magnesium ion binding.
GGUUCACUCCUGAGCGCUGCCAAAAGCAAAUAAAGGCACAGCGCUACCUGUGGAGUUGCUUUGCGAGCAUGAAAAAUCCAAACCAAACCUAUCAUCAUAAAAUGCGACGAUUUCAAGGCGGUUAUUCAUUUCGUGCAGAGAUGGCGGCUGUGGGUCUGAGUGACCGAAUCAUCCAGCAGCUGGAUUUCUCCAGCUGUGGGGAGGAGGACAGCAGCGACAGCAGCCUGGAAGAUUGGAGCUGGAGGGAGGGCGGCCCAGAAGGCAGCUGGAGGAGGGAGAGUGGCAGUUCGAUGUGUCGGACGCCCAGAAUGUCGCGGAAACGCCAGCACAGUAGCGCAGCAUCCCCUUCCACCCCCAGGACCACCUGCCCUGGCACCCCUUUGCACUACACGACCUGGAGAAAAUUACGCCUCUGUGACACUCCCAGCACACCCAAAAGCUUACUGUCCAAGUCCACUCUGCUCAGCUCCAACAGCAAGCGUCAAGGACAAAUGCUACUCAGGGUCACCGCGGGGUCGGACCUCGCCCACGUGCCUUCGGUCAAUGUGAACCCCUUCACUCCUGAAACCUUCAGGAAGUGCAGUGAGCAGCUAAAGAGGAAGAGCAGGGACUUCGAGGAUGAUAUAAGAGGUGGACUGGAGUCAAAGCUGUCUGAUGACGAGUCUUUCCUACCAUCAAAGAGACCUACAGUCUGCACCGACAUGGUAUCGCGCUACGAGUCAGAGUUUCUGGAGCUGGAGAAGAUUGGAGCGGGGGAGUUUGGAGCAGUGUUCAAAUGUGUCAAGAGACUCGAUGGGUGCCUGUACGCCAUCAAGCGCUCCAGGAGACCACUGGCUGGAUCUGCAGAUGAGCAACUGGCCCUGCGAGAGGUGUACGCGCACGCCGUUCUUGGCCAUCACCCGCACGUGGUGCGCUAUUACUCCGCCUGGGCCGAAGACGACCACAUGAUUAUUCAGAACGAGUACUGCAACGGAGGAAGUCUUCAUGAUGCCAUUAUGGAGAACACUGCCCAGGGGUGUAUAUUCCGGGAGAUGGAGCUGAAGGACAUCCUCCUGCAGGUGUCCAUGGGACUGAAGUACAUCCACAGCUCCGGCCUUGUGCACCUGGACAUCAAGCCCAGCAACAUCUUCGUGUGCCACCAGCCAGCCCCAGUGUCCAAGAUUCAGGGGGGCGAUGGGGAGAGUGAUGAGGACGAUGAUGACAACUCCUCCGCAAGCAUUAUUUAUAAAAUAGGUGACCUGGGUCAUGUGACCUCAGUUAUCAGCCCCCAGGUGGAGGAGGGAGACAGCAGGUUCUUGGCCAAAGAGGUCCUGGAGGAGGAUUACUCUCACCUGCCCAAGGCUGACAUCUUUGCCCUGGGCCUGACUAUGCUGCUGGCCGCAGGGGCGGAUCCACUCCCCCAGAACGGUGAAGAAUGGCACCGCAUUCGCCAGGGCCACCUGCCCGCCCUCCCCCAGGAGCUCUCGGCACAAUUCCAGGGCCUCAUCAAGUUGCUGCUGGAUCCUGCGGCGUCCCUGCGCCCCUCUGCCUCGGCGCUGUGCAGACACCCCAUUCUGAGGAAGGGCACCCAGAAAACAGCCGCCCAGCUUCUCAAGGAGCUCAACGUGGAGAGGUUCAGGACAGCCAUGUUGGAAAGGGAGCUGAAGGAAGCCCGGCAGGCUGCCUCCUCACCGCUGCAGGACCUUAGCUCCCUCUGGCAGCUGUCCGACCACAGGGGCUCUGACUCGCGGCCGCGGAGGGUGGUGGGCGGAAAAGCCGUGCGAUCCAUGAGCUUCGGAGGAUACUGACCGCGCUUCUCCCGUCACCUACUGUAGGUGAACUAGUCUUGCCAGAAAUCUGGGCCUGGAGAAGGGAUUGCAAAAGAACAAUUGGAAAUGCCCUUUUGUUCCCCGCUCUGCUGGGAGGGGCGGGGUCACACAUUACCUGGAAAGGAACUCCAGAAAGGAACCAAAUGGAUCUGCCAUUGCAUGUGAUGAACAAGAUAAACAGAUACUGCUACCGUUGCUGAUCUGUGGGAAAGCUUUUUCUGAAGUAGCAAUGUUGAGCUCUAUCUUAGUAGAUGGUACAUGUUUUUGAAGGCUAGUUUUGAUAUGAAAAGGAGUACAAAGAACCAUGAUUACCAUUUGUCUCGAAGGCAAAUGAAUAAUGUCCUGAAAUGCUAAACACUUGCAUAGAGCAUGCUUUAGUACACCAGUGAUACCCCUUACAAAUUCUGUUCUGGUAAGUUCUCCACAAUAAAGCAGAAUCCCACGGUGUGCUUUUUACAGUGCAGGGUACUGGCCUCAUAUAGCACUGCUCAUUUUCCAGUGAACUAGUCAGCGACGCUUGAUAGCUUUGGUUGUACUCUUGAAAUUUCAUCAAGUACAUUGGCCAAAAAUGUUGCCCUUUAAUUUUAAGUUUUUUUUUAAUGUUCUUAAUUACUGUUUAGUCAUUUUUACUUAUCCAUUGUAAAUAAAGUUUUAAGUGUUUUUAUGCAA